AACUUGUUUGUUCGAACUGAUCAGAUGGUUUUACUUGAAUUAAUUUAUGCAAAAAGUAGAAGCACAAUUAGGGCGUUUGUACGUUUGACGACGACUACAUUAUCCACGAAUAAAGUUGUUGGUUUGUGGCUACUUGGUUGUACUGGAGUGGUCUAUGGUACAAUAGCUGUUGGAGGUUUAACGAGGCUUACAGAAAGCGGUCUCUCUAUGGUGAAAUGGGAUUUGAUCAAAACUAUGAAGCCACCUUUCAAUCAAAAUGAAUGGGAAAUCGACAAGUCGACCACUCAAAAAGAAAUAACAUUGGAGCAAUUUAAAUUCAUUUGGACCAUGGAAUAUGUCCACAGAAUGUGGGGAAGAGCUGUUGGGUUAAUCUUUAUUGUUCCUUGUACUUAUUUUUGGCUUCGAGGAUAUUUUUCUAAUGGAAUAAAGCGGAGAAUGUUAUUUGCCGGGUCGUUAAUUCUCGCGCAGGGUGUUAUUGGUUGGUGGAUGGUUAAAUCAGGUCUUAAACAAACUACGGCUGUAAAGGAUGAUUCUUUUGUGCCAAGAGUAUCUCAAUAUAGACUUGUGGUCCAUUUAAGCCUUGCUUUCAUACUUUAUGGCGUUCUUCUCUGGAAUGGUCUUUCUUGUUUAUUUACUCCAUUCGAUGUGCAUGGAAGUAAAUUGGCUAUAUUCUCAACAAUUCUGCUUGGAGCAUUUGUUGCUGGUUUAGAUGCAGGAUUAGUCUAUAAUUCUUGGCCAAAAUACUCUGGAAAAUGGAUCCCACAUGAACUUAUGUCUAGAGAUAUAUUUGGUAUUGAUAAAUUCUUUUCGAACCCGGUCUCUGUACAAUUUCUUCAUCGAAAUCUGGCCUAUUUGACGCUAAUCGUAGUUUCACUUACUUGGUUUAAGGGACGCAAUAUGAAGUUGUCAAAUCGUGCUAAAUUUGCAUUGCACACUCUUUUGGCUGCAUGUUUCACGCAAGCUGCGCUUGGAAUUGGAACUCUAAUCUAUGAGGUGCCAAUUUCAAUUGCGUCAAUUCAUCAGAACGGUGCCCUGGUUCUUUAUAGUGUUAUAAUUUGGUUAUCAAACGAGAUUAGAAGAAUACCGAAAUAA
Molecule: messenger RNA, 1092 nt
Organism: Meloidogyne enterolobii
Lineage: Eukaryota; Metazoa; Nematoda; Chromadorea; Rhabditida; Meloidogynidae
Source: the annotation of a GenBank genome assembly